AUGGAAGAAGCUGGAGAUAAGGAAGACCUGAUUCUUGUGGCUAGGAAACCCUACAAUUUCUAUCUCAAGUUUGAUCAGAUUCCUUUUACUUUGAACUUCAACCUCAUUCAUCCCGAUUCAGAUCAAAUUCCAUACGUGACAUACAACAAUGAGAAAGGUUGUGUGAUUGAGAGCUUAAGAAAAGAUGGAAUCGUUAAUUUGGACACUGAAAUGGGUUUAGAGUUUAGGGUAUUCACCAUUGCUAUGACUUCUUCGUGGCUGAAGGAUGCAAUCAUGUAUGAACUGUGGGUGAAUUCAGAUGGAAAUUCAGAACACAAGAUAUACUAUUGUGAUCUCCCUUGGCCAAUUGAAAAGCUUUUAUAUUUGAAGCAAGUCCGCCUUACAAAACAACUGCUCGGUUUGACUAAGGAAAACUGUUUUCAAAGAGAAGAGGAGGACAAUGAGCUUGGAUGCAGUUUUCCUCGGUCACACACUCUUUACUCUUCAUGUUUUACCCGGAGACAUCCAUUCUUGGUUGGAACUUAUUGGAACACUCGUACACUAUGCUGAGCAACUUAAGACCGAGUUCAUUGAUAAUGGUUCUUCGACUUCUUCUAUCCGGUCAGUUCAAAGGCGAGGAAUUCCUUCCUGUUGGAUUAUGUCUUCUUGAGAUGAUCUCAUUUGUAUAUUUUGAUUUGUCUUUGCUGGUUCUAACUUUCUUAAUAUUUGAAUGUAGGUUCAAGACCCAAAA
Impatiens glandulifera is the source of this 730-nucleotide messenger RNA. Its product is annotated as mitochondrial outer membrane import complex protein METAXIN-like. The transcript is spliced from 4 exons. The coding region runs from base 1 to 549 and encodes 182 amino acids. Lineage: Eukaryota; Viridiplantae; Streptophyta; Magnoliopsida; Ericales; Balsaminaceae. The record is from RefSeq and is a predicted model, not a curated record.